Magnolia sinica is the source of this 4058-nucleotide messenger RNA. RefSeq names its product cellulose synthase-like protein D5. Gene Ontology annotation, biological process: cellulose biosynthetic process; plant-type primary cell wall biogenesis. Gene Ontology annotation, molecular function: cellulose synthase (UDP-forming) activity; mannan synthase activity. Gene Ontology annotation, cellular component: plasma membrane; trans-Golgi network. Bases 273 to 3743 code for a protein of 1156 amino acids. NCBI's taxonomy places the organism in Eukaryota, Viridiplantae, Streptophyta, Magnoliopsida, Magnoliales, Magnoliaceae. The record is from RefSeq and is a predicted model, not a curated record. The transcript is spliced from 3 exons.
UGCUUAAAUCAUCUCCAUCUCCGAAAACAUUCCCAUUUAUUUUAAUAUUUUCUGCCAAAUUUCUCACGUGGGUUUUGUUUCUAUUCUCUGAUCUUGAAAAAAGAAUAAGGAACGGAACUUGAAAUUUGUGAUUUUUCUCCCUUCUCUGAUUUGGGUUUUCUCUACCUUGAUUUAGAUGGGAUAAGGAAAAUUCAUGCUUUGAAUUGUUUUCCUUUGAUUUGUUGGGAUUUGGCCGAAAUUGAAAGAAAAAAGAUACUGAGAGAAGAUCAGAAAUGGUUCAAAUGGCUUCUUCUCCAGGUUCUCCCGUCACCAUUAGAGUUUCUUCAGAAGGAAAAGGAGGUUCCAGAAGCAUAGGGCUGACAAGCCCCAUCCGGCGUUUGUCAAUGUCAAACAACCCGAAUUCCCCUCUCGGCAGCGUUUCAAACCGUGCUUCGAGCGGCGGACGGUACUGCUCUACCGUGAAAGAUGAGGCGAUGGAACUGAGUACGGAGUUUGUCAGCUACACCGUCCAUAUACCUCCGACCCCAGAUCAUCAACCGGUCUCCGCCUCUCUAAACAGCCUCCCUGAUGAUUCAUCCAAGGAUGGUGGGAAACCUGAAAGGAGUUACAUUUCUGGAACGAUUUUCACUGGGGGAUUCAACUCAGUGACGAGGGGCCAUGUCAUCGAGCGCUCGAACGAAGAGCCCGCGACGGUGAAAUCAACUGGAAUGUUCUGUGGAAUGAGGGGCUGUGAUGGAAAGGUAAUUCAGAGGUUGCCAUGCGAGUGCAGUUUCAGGAUUUGCAAGGAUUGUUAUUUGGAUUGCGUCAGGAAUGGAGGGAAAUGUCCUGGUUGCAAGGAAAUGUACAGAGAUGCAAGUGAUGAAGAAGGACAAUCUGGGUCAGAAGAAGAUGAUCAGGCUCUUCCAUUGCCUUCCAUGGCUGAAUUCAAAUUAGACAAACGGCUUUCGCUGGUGAAAUCAUUCAAAGCUCCAAAUCAUCCCCAGGAUUUUGACCACACUCGAUGGUUGUAUGAGACGAAGGGGACUUACGGAUAUGGAAAUGCAGUUUGGCCGAAGGACGGAUAUGGUGGUGCUGUGGGGAUUAAUGGGUUUGAAGACCCUCCAGAUUUCGGAGAAAAAACCAGGCGGCCUUUGACAAGGAAGGUCGGGAUCUCCGCUGCAAUUCUCAGCCCAUACAGAUUGCUAAUGGUGGUUCGCCUCAUCGCCCUUGGCUUCUUUCUCACCUGGAGAAUUCUACACCCGAACCAUGAUGCAAUGUGGCUGUGGGGAAUGUCUAUAACGUGUGAGCUUUGGUUCGCCUUUUCAUGGCUUCUUGACCAACUUCCAAAGCUCUGUCCUGUAAACAGGGUAACUGACCUCUCUGUUCUGAAAGACCGAUUCGAGUCUCCAAGCCUUCGGAAUCCCAAGGGAAGAUCUGAUCUUCCGGGCAUUGACGUCUUUGUCUCCACAGCAGACCCUGAAAAAGAACCUCCUCUGGUCACCUCGAACACAAUUCUUUCAAUCCUUGCUGUUGAUUAUCCUGUUGAAAAGCUUGCAUGUUACUUAUCUGAUGAUGGUGGGUCCCUCCUCACAUUCGAGGCCCUUGCUGAGACAGCAAGCUUUGCGAGAAUUUGGGUGCCAUUCUGCAGAAAACAUGCGAUCGAACCGAGGAACCCAGAAGCAUAUUUCAGUCAGAAACGUGAUUUCCUCAAGAACAAGGUCAGGUUGGAUUUUGUUCGGGAGAGGCGAAGGGUUAAAAGAGAAUAUGACGAGUUUAAGGUGAGGAUCAAUUCCCUGCCUGACUCAAUUAGGAGACGAUCAGAUGCAUAUAAUGCCCAUGAGGAGCUGCGGGCGAAGAAGAAACAGAUGGAAAUGGGAGGCAAUCUUUCCGAACCAAUCAAGGUUCCGAAGGCUACAUGGAUGUCGGAUGGGGCCCAUUGGCCAGGAACAUGGUCUUCUGCUGAGGCAGAGCAUUCGAGAGGCGAUCACGCUGGUAUAAUACAGGCAAUGCUAGCUCCCCCAAAUUCAGAACCUGUAAUUGGCAAAGAGGCAGACGACAUGAAUCUCAUCGACACCACGCAAGUGGACAUCAGAUUGCCGAUGCUGGUCUACGUCUCGAGAGAGAAGAGGCCUGGCUAUGAUCACAACAAGAAAGCUGGAGCAAUGAAUGCUCUGGUUCGAACCAGCGCUAUCAUGUCAAAUGGCCCAUUUAUUCUCAAUCUCGACUGCGACCACUACAUCAACAACUGCUUAGCUCUGAGAGAAGGAAUGUGUUUCAUGCUUGAUAGGGGUGGGGAUAGGAUCUGUUAUGUGCAAUUCCCACAGCGAUUUGAGGGCAUUGAUCCAAACGACAGGUAUGCGAACCACAACACUGUGUUCUUCGACGUGAGCAUGCGGGCAUUGGAUGGGCUGCAAGGUCCCAUGUAUGUUGGAACGGGCUGCGUUUUCAGGAGAACAGCCUUGUAUGGUUUCAGUCCGCCAAGAACGACAGAACAUAGAGGGUGGUUUGGCAGAAGAAAAGUCAAGCUGUUUUUGAGAAAGGCCAAGUCAUCAAAGAGCGAUUUGGAUGAAACAUCAUUGCCAUUGAAUGGCAAUGAUGGGGAUGGGGAUAUUGAAUCCCUCCUUCUCCCAAAGAGGUUUGGAAGCUCAACUACUUUUGUAGCAUCCAUCCCUGUGGCAGAAUACCAAGGAAGGCUGCUUCAAGAUCUUCAAGGGGUUAAACAAGGGCGGCCUGCAGGUUCUCUUGCAGUUCCACGAGAGCCGUUGGAUGCAGCAACGGUCGCAGAGGCGAUAAGUGUCAUAUCUUGCUUCUAUGAAGACAGAACUGAAUGGGGCCAAAGGGUGGGUUGGAUCUAUGGCUCUGUCACGGAAGAUGUUGUCACGGGUUACAGAAUGCAUAAUAGAGGGUGGCGAUCGGUGUACUGUGUCACCAGGCGGGAUGCAUUUAGAGGUACGGCUCCCAUCAAUCUAACAGACCGGCUGCACCAAGUCCUUCGAUGGGCAACCGGGUCUGUUGAGAUUUUCUUCUCCCGGAACAAUGCACUCUUUGCCAGCCACCGGAUGAAAUUUCUGCAAAGGGUGGCCUACUUCAAUGUUGGGAUAUACCCAUUCACGUCGAUCUUCCUACUAGUCUACUGCAUUCUACCUGCUGUCUCUCUCUUCACGGGGCAGUUCAUAGUACAGUCGCUAAGUGUGACGUUUCUCACCUUCUUGUUGAUAAUCACGGUCACCUUAUGCUUGCUCGCCAUCCUUGAGAUAAGGUGGUCUGGGAUCACAUUGCAUGACUGGUGGCGAAAUGAGCAGUUCUGGCUGAUUGGUGGGACCAGCGCCCAUCCCACUGCUGUAUUGCAAGGAUUGUUGAAGGUGAUUGCUGGCGUGGAUAUCUCAUUCAACUUGACAUCGAAAUCCGCAGCUGAUGACAACGACGAUGAAUUCGCAGAGCUUUAUGUUGUGAAGUGGAGCUUCUUGAUGGUCCCACCGAUCACCAUAAUGAUGGUCAACAUGAUCGCCAUCGCUGUGGGGGUGGCCCGGACAAUGUACAGCACGUUUCCGCAGUGGAGCAAGCUUGUUGGUGGGGUGUUCUUCAGCUUCUGGGUGCUGUGUCAUAUGUACCCAUUCGCGAAAGGGCUGAUGGGGAGGAGGGGGAAGAUCCCCACCAUAAUCUAUGUGUGGUCUGGACUGCUCUCAAUCGUCAUUUCCUUGCUUUGGGUGUAUAUAAGCCCUCCUGGUGGGAGGAAUGACUACAUGAAGUUCCAGUUCCCAUGAACUGACAAGCGGCAGCAACUAUACAAUGCACACGAAUUCCAGUUCAUGUAAUUGUUCACUUUCUUUCUUUUUCUUUUUGUUCAUUGGAAUUUAUUUGUUUUUGGGUGUCGUGAUUGAAUUUUUUUCUGAACUCCUCUCUGCAACAUACAUGAAAUUCCAGUUCAUGUAGUGAGUUGUAUCUUUGGCCAUCGUCAUGUUAGUAGUUUACUUUCUUUUGAUUCCAGUUUAUGUAGUUGAUUUGUAUCUUAGGCCCAUCAACAUGCUAGUAGUUUUCUUUCUUGUGAUUGAAUUUGAGUACAUGUAGUUGGUUUUCUA